Messenger RNA from Trichosurus vulpecula (common brushtail), 3308 nucleotides. RefSeq names its product transmembrane protein 263 (gene TMEM263). The transcript is spliced from 3 exons. The record is from RefSeq and is a predicted model, not a curated record. NCBI's taxonomy places the organism in Eukaryota, Metazoa, Chordata, Mammalia, Diprotodontia, Phalangeridae. Bases 160 to 510 code for a protein of 116 amino acids.
GGGGAGGGGAGGCUGAGCGUGUGUCCGGGAGGAGGGCGGGCCGCGCGGGCGCCACGUCCGCAGCCCGAGCCCCGGAGCCCAAACUCCGCUGCCGCCGCCUCCCCGGCCCCAGGCCGAGCAGCGAGCGCCGCGACCGCCGGGCCAGGGCCGCCGGAGACCAUGAAUCAGACGGACAAAAACCAACAAGAAAUUCCCUCGUACCUUAUUGAUGAGCCUCCAGAAGGUUCAAUGAAAGACCAUCCCCAGCAGCAGCCUGGCAUGUUGUCCCGUGUCACUGGCGGCAUCUUCAAUGUGACAAAAGGAGCUGUUGGCGCCACCAUUGGUGGCGUGGCUUGGAUUGGAGGGAAGAGUCUGGAGGUGACCAAAACAGCUGUUACUACAGUGCCUUCCAUGGGCAUAGGGUUGGUCAAAGGAGGGGUAUCUGCUGUGGCUGGCGGUGUCACAGCCGUCGGGUCUGCUGUUGUUAACAAAGUGCCCUUAACAGGAAAAAAGAAAGAUAAGUCUGACUGAGAGGGAGUGAGAAGGAUGGAGAAGAUGAGCUUUGCUCUCCACAGCGCCACAAGGCCAGUGGCUUUGAGCCGCCAGCAUGGGGACCUCCACAAAGCCACCUCUUGGGGAUGUUUCUCUUCUCAAGUGCUGUAUUGGAAGUAUUGAUGACUUCCUUUCAUCUGAAAAGAGAAGAUGCCAAGACUCUCACAGUUUGUGAAAGUUCACCAGACUUUUUGAUUCCAGAUUUUUAACUGGUGAAAAAUGUUACACUCGUUCAGUAGUAACUGAAGGUAUAGUAUGUUUCAAUAUUUACUGUAGGUCUUUCAGUUCAGUUAAAAAUGUGAAAAUUACAUUUAGUGGAAAAUCUUUGCCAUUCCAUCCAUCUGCUAGUGUGCCAGGGGACUCAUGGCCCUUACGAGAGCUGUAAACUCUAUAAACUGUACCUUUGAUGUGCCUAAUAGUUUCGGAUGUCUCUUAGUUUUUAAAAAUUGUAUUUUAUUUAGGCUAAGAGGCAUAUUUUGCUCAUUUAAGCUGGUAAGAUAGGAAUUGGAGAUGUUAAAAAGUAAACUCUUAUGUGAUAAUCUCUGAGCGCUAACUAUCCUUUGUUAGAUAUGCAGUAUGUUCAUUUAAUCAUUGAUGCCUUACAAGAGGACAUGUUUUCUGAUGCCCUAAAUAUCAUGGCAGUUCCUAGCUUUUGACUAUUUCAGUUCAUAAGUGAAAUUAAGACUUUUUUCAUUUAAGAAAAGAAUCUCAGGAGUAUUUAAGUAAAGGCACUUCUUGUUGCCAGCAGAUAAAAAUCCACUCUUUUAUUAACUGUCUGCCUCUUACCAAAAAAAAAAAAUUAAAAGGGCAGACAAAUCAAUAUUUAAGCCCACGUUCCACAAUCUCUGGAGUAACGUAUACCUUGUAGUGCCUAAAGAUACAUUUCUUAGCUGUUCACUUAGAAAGUCAUGGUGGAUGAGUUUCUUAUUAAGAGGUGUAAUAUGUGUGAUGAAUAACUUUUAUAGUUGUUCUUUAAGAAUUAGCUGCAGCAACCAAGUUAGAUACAGAAUUCUUCACUCCUAUUAAAAACAAAUCUGUAAGGCUGGCUUAAAUCACAGUAGCACUGCCACUGAUUUUUAAGGACAUUGUAAAAGCAAGUUUUUGAGAACUGCUUUUUGACUCUCCAGGUGAGCCUGCGGCAUGAAAUGGGUAUAGACGCUUCCUUUCAGAAGAUCUGUACGUACAGAAUACAAGAUAAAUUCUAGGCCUUAGAGACAGAAAGAGGCUUUUUGGCAUUUUUCUUUCCAUUUCUUUUCUUUUACAUUUUCAGCCAGUGAAUGAUAUUAUUGUUAGUCACAUACUAGUUUCACAUAUCAUAGUCUCUUUUGUCCCCCAAGAAUGAAUGACUUUCAACAUUCACUGUUCUUACAAAAUUCUGUUUCAUGAAAACAGUCAAACUAAGUAAACCAUCUGUUAGAUGUCAUCCAAGGAGAUGACAAUCUAGGUAAGUGUUAACAGUUAUCUGUACACUUGAAUCUAAUGUUCUGUCUCUAAUCUUUGCACUUUGGUCCUACGUGUCCAAAUUAUACUUCUCAGCCAUGCUUUGGGCUUACUUAUGGAGGUGUCAUGUAGUGUGUUAAAGUGAUGUCCAAGGGGACUUGAGCCAAACCACUUCAAGAUCUGGAGUUAAAUGUUUGUUUACAGUGAAGUAGUUUACCUUCAUGUGUGUCUAUACAUAGCUCAAGGAUUGUGUUCCUUCAUACUUAAGCUUUUUUUUUCUUUUUAAGCUUGAUUUCAUCAACACCAUCACAGUUUAAGUGAAUCUAGAAUGUUACAUGAAAACUCUAUAUGAGACACUGUUAUGACUGAAGUAGAGAGUUCAGCCCAGUCUAUCAGGAGUUAAAUGAUAACUAGCUAUGUGGAGUAUUAGGAUGUACUCACUGGUUACAACUUUCUUUGCAAGCACCAUAGUUUGAAAAGCAGUUGGAAAAUAGACAUGAACACUUGGAUUGGCUAAAAAAAACCUAUAUUGGAGAAUUUAUUUACUGCUGUUUGGGAAAUUCUUUUCUACUUACUUAGUUAUUUCAUUCCUAAUUUAUCUUCCGCAGUCAUAAUCUUCAAUGCUUCGUACCUAAAUUUCUUUUACAUGUAGAAUUUUAGGAUUUGUUUGCAUAUUUAUUUUCAUUUGUGUUUGUCUCUAACAUUUUCUUGCAGUAAAAAAUGUUGAAAUUUUCUUCUAUGGAAAAGUUACCCACCUGUCUUAUGUACUAUAUUGUAAAGCUUGGUUCAUGUUCUAACCUUUAAGUGUGUUAAGUCAUUGACAUAUAUUUUGGGGAAGCGCUUCCAGUAAACAGUUCAAGGGUGUAGUUAGUGUAGACAUCUUUGUCGGCAUGAACUUGCCAGUUGAUGAUGUCUGCAACUACAUACUUGAAGUUUUAUUCCAAUUUAUUUACAUAGACUAGCAAUUUGACCUGUUAAACAGGAGGAGCUCAUUUCAAGAAACUAAGGACAUUAUCCCUGGAGGCAUCUGUCGUUUGUGAUUGGAUAGCUCAAAUAACCCAGCCUGGUGAGUGAGCAUGGGAACAAUGAAGAUGUGGAAUUGUGUGACCCACCCCAGUGACUGAGACAAUCAUGUUCAAGUGGUGUGUCGUCACCACUGACAUCAUGGAUCUGGGAUUAAGGGACUUGGUAACUGCUAAUGGAAUGAAGGUUUUCUACACAAGGCGAUGGGAAAGAGAACCCAAAUGAAUAGAGGAGGAAAGCCCUCCGAUCUGCAAAAGAGGAAAUGUUUCAUAAAGACAUAAGAAAAUAAAGAGAAUUUCAAAAAAGCUUUUUAA